UAAGAGAAGCAUGGGGAGUUGCUAGAGGGAAAAUGGAUUCUUUAUUUCACGUCCUGGUUUCUACCUGUCUUGCCUUGACAUUCUCAGAAGGGUUUCUGAUUAUCCAUGUCCAGAAACAGCAGUGUCUUUCAGAAAAGAGAGGAGUCAUUAUGGAAAAGUGCAACAUGACAAACCUCAACCAGAAGUGGCAGUGGAUGGCAGAUGACAGGCUCCUCCAUGUGAAAUCUGCCCAGUGCCUGAGCAUCUCUACGCGCUCUGCUCUGUCCUCUCGCAGCAUCAUCGUUGAUUGUCCCCAGGCAGUUAGGUGGACUUGCCAUGAAGACGGGCUCCUGAAGGUGGCAAACAGCUCUCUUUUUCUCACAAAGCAAGGUCAGAAGGUAAUGGCUAAGCAGAGUAAAAAAUACCUUCAUACAUGGAUGCAGCUAGAAGCCAGUGAGACGGGAAAACCCGUUUAUGUAAAUCUGUGCUCAAAGCAAGAUCUCCAAGAUGCAGACACUUCUGUAUGGAGUAGUAGAACUACAUUCCCCUCUUCAAAUGCUGUUACUUCUAGACCUGAAAAUAUGCUGAAGAGUAGCACAGAGAUGUUCAUCAGAAAUGUGACCGAACACUUCAGUAAAAAUUCCAUUGAAAAGCUCUACUUUGACUUGAAAUCUGCAGUAACAGAGAAUGCCUGGAUUCCAACAACCACUCUUCAAUACUAUAGCACUACAGAAGAGGCCGCGCCGGAGCAGGCGGGAUGCAGCGCGAACCUGACGGAGCGGCGCGUCUUUGGGCAGAGCGUCCGGCUGCGCUGGGGCGCCGCGGGCAGCGCCUGCAACUUCAGCCUGAGCGGGCGCUCCGAGGACGGGGAGGUGGCCGGCUGCCUGCCCGCCCCCGCGGGCAACGGGACCUACGGCUGCACCCUGCAGGGCCUCCAGGCCGGGACCUGGUACCACCUCCGCAUCGAGCCUCUCUCCGGCGGGGAGGCUCUCAACAUCUCCAUGCAGACAGAUCCCUUGCCACCAUCUCGUUUGGAAAUUAAUAAGGAAAAGACUACACUCACAAGCUUGCAGGUUCAAUGGGUUCCUUCGUCAGGAAAGGUGGACUUGUAUAACCUAAUACUAUUUGAUCAUGAUAAUAAAAAGAUACAAGAAAUCUCCAUACCAGGAAGAAUUUCAAAAACAGAAAAUACUUUUUCUAAUCUCUUCCCUGGAAAUAAAUACAACAUUGUCCUCAAUGCAGUCGCUGGAAAUAGGACUACCCCGGAACUUCACAUAAGUGGAUAUACUGCCCCAGCUGAAGUCUUAGAUUUGACAGUGACUAAUGAUGGCAGCUUAGAUGCUUUAAAAGUUAAGUGGGGAAGACCUUCGGGAAGCCUCGAUUUCUAUAAUAUCACUCUGUCUCAUCUUGGAUCAGUUAAAGGAGUCAAAAUUGUGCAUCCACCAAUCACUGAGACUCACUUUGACAAGCUAACUCCAGGACGUCUUUAUCAGGUUACUGCCCGCACAAUCAGUGGUGAACUGUUUACUGAUGGGAUAGCAACUGGCAGGACAUUUCCCCAGAAAGUUUCGGAGCUGCAGGCUGGCGCUAGCGGCUGGCUGAGGUCGCUGCGAGUGACCUGGCUGCCCCCUGCGGGAGACUGGGAGAGGUACCACCUACUCCUGUGGAACCGCACAGCCCUGCUGCUCAACACCACCCUCGAGAGGAACGCUACCGAGUACCUCAUCUGCGACGUGGGCCUCAUCCCGGGGAGGGAGUACGGCGUGGAUGUUGUUGUGGAGAGCGGUGAUUUGCAGAGCAAGGCUAGUUGCACAGGGAGAACAGCUCCAGAGCCUGUUCUCCAGCUCCGUGUGAAGCAUGCUAAUGAAUCUUCACUUACUGUCAUGUGGAUGACCCCUGUUGCAGAAUGGGACAGCUAUGUGGUUUCCCUAGGAGACAGUGAUCUUGCUAUCAUAAAAAAAUUGCUUGCAAAAGAAGCUAAGGAAUUCACUUUCACUGACUUGGUACCUGGACGAAAAUACACAGCUACCAUCACUACCAUUAGCGGGACUUUAAGCAACUGGACUUCAGUGGAAGGAAGAACAGUGCCAGCCCAAGUGACUGAUCUGACUGUGGCAAGUCAGGGAUCAACCAACAGCUUGUUCACCAACUGGACAAGAGCGCUGGGAGAUGUAGACUCAUACCAAGUGCUACUGAUUCACGAGAAUGUUGUCAUUAAAAAUGAGACUGUUCCCAGUGAAACCAACAGAUAUCACUUCUAUGCUCUGAAACCUGGAGGACUCUAUUCAGUUGUUGUCACCACUGUCAGUGGAGGGAUAUCUUCAAGGCAAACAAUUGCAGAGGGAAGGACAGUUCCUUCCAGCGUGACUGGAGUAACAGUAAAUAACUCAGGUCGCAGUGACUACCUCAGUGUGUCUUGGCUGCCAGCUUCUGGAGAUGUAGACAGUUACUUGGUAACACUGUCUCACGAUGACCAGAUUGUUCAGACUCUGACCAUUUCCAAAUCCUUCAGUGAAUGCUCCUUCAGCAACCUUACUCCUGGAACGCUUUACAAUGUGAUGAUAACCACGAAGAGUGGGAAGUAUGAAAAUUACUCCUUCAGCCAGGAACGAACAGUCCCUUCAAGUGUUCAGGGACUUACUAUCAGCAAUUCAGCUAGAAGUGACUACUUGAAGGUGUCCUGGUUACAUGCAUCUGGAUAUUUUGAUAAUUAUGAAGUCAUCAUCAGGAACAACAACGAUUUCAUCCAAACAAAAAGUGUCCCAAAGGAUGAAAAUGAAUGUGUGUUCACUAAUCUGGUCCCGGGGAGGCAGUACAGUGUUACGGUCAGCACAAGGAGUGGGAAAUAUGAAACUAGUGAAAGAGUCUAUGGCAGAACAAUGCCAGAGUCAGUGAAGGAACUGACUCUUAGUAACAGGAGCACAGAAGAUCUUCAGGUAACUUGGUCAAAGGCUGAGGGGGAUGUUGAUAAAUAUGAGAUUCAACUCCUCUUCAAUGAUAUGAAGAUCUUCCCACCCAUUUUCCUUGGGAACACCAUUGAGGAGUAUUGGUUCACAGCUUUGACUCCAGGACGUCUAUACAAAAUUCUUGUCUUGACCAUCAGUGGAGAUGCACAACGUGCUACUUUCAUAGAAGGCCUGACAAUUCCAAGCGUGGUCAGAAACAUUCACGUGUCACCUAAUGGCAUGACAAACAGCCUGAAAGUGAGCUGGACUCCUGGAGGUGGAGAUGUUGAUUCCUAUACAGUGACCAUAUUUCAGCAAAACCAUCAGCUUGAUUCCCAGAGUGUCUCCAAACAUGUCUCUGAGCACACGUUUCACAAGUUGGAAGCUGGGGAGCAGUACCGGGUGGUGGUGCAGUCUAACAGUGGCACCUUGCACAACAGCUUAGCAGCUUUUGGGAGAACAAUUCCAGCCUCUGUCCAGGAAUUAUUAGCCGAUCACGCUUAUAGCAGUCAUUCCUUGUUAGUAACCUGGCAGAAAGCUCCUGGUGUAGCUGAAAGAUACGACAUCCUGCUCUUGAAUGAACAAGGAGUCCUUCUGAGCAACAAAUCAGAGCCAGCUACUGCCAAACAGCACAAAUUUGAAGAUUUAUUAGCUGGCAAGAAGUAUAAAAUACAAGUUUUGACAGUCAGUGGUGGGCUCUUCAGUAAGCGUGCAGAAACUGUUGGCCGAACAGUUCCAGCAGCUGUUACAAAUCUGAAAGUCACAGAGAACACCACCGAUCGACUGUCCUUCAGCUGGACCACCUCGCAAGGAGAGCUUGAUUCAUAUGACAUCUUCCUGUACAACCCAGAUAAAUCCCUUCAUGACAGGAUUUCAGGAGAGCAGCACCUCCAGCAAUGUUCAUUCCAGAACCUGCGUCAAGGCAGGAUGUAUCGAAUGGUGAUUGUUACCCACAGUGGAGACCUCACUAAUGAGUCAUCUGUUUUUGGAAGAACAGUACCUGCCCCAGUUGUUGGUCUCAAGGCAUCCAACCGCAACAUGACGGACAGUCUGUGGUUCACCUGGGGUCCAGCAGCAGGAGAUGUUGACUUCUAUGAGCUGAAUCUUUACAACCCAAAUGGGACACAGAAAGAAACCUGGCAAAGGAAAGACCUGAAAGAGUGGUAUUUCCAGGGGCUCAUUCCUGGCAGAAAGUACACUCUGGUUGUGGUGACUCACAGUGGUGACCUGACCAACACAGCAAAAGCUGAAGGAAGAACAGCGCCCAGCCCCCCUAACACCGUAUCCUUUACUGAUGUUGCAAACACUUCUUUAUCAGUCACUUGGCUGGGUCCUCCAGACUGGACAGACUAUGACGAUUUUGAGUUGCAGUGGCUUCCAAAGGAUCCCCUCACCGUAUUCAAUCCCUACAGCAGCAGCAAGUCUAAAGUACGCAUCAUCUAUGGCCUGCGACCAGGAAGACUCUAUGAGUUCAGUGUCAGAACUGUCAGUGGCGACAACUGGAAGACAUACAGUCAAUCACAGUCUGCAAGUGUGAGAACAAAACCAGACAAGAUACAAAGUCUUCACUGUCGGCCCCAAACCUCUACUGCCAUCGCGUGUUCCUGGACUCCUCCUGAUUCUGAUUUUGAUGGGUAUAGUGUCGAAUGCAAAAAAAUGGACACUCGUGAAGUGGAAUUUUCUAAAAGGAUAGAAAAAGACAAAUCUCUACUUAAUAUCAUGACUCUGGUUCCUCACAAACGAUACCUGGUGUCCAUCAAGGUGCAUUCUGCAGACAUGACGAGUGAAGUAGUUGAAGACAGCACCAUCACAAUGAUCGAUCGUCCUCCUCAGCCACCUCCAGACAUACGAGUGAACAAAAGAGAGGUGCUGAUUACCAAAUCCUCCAUCAACUUUACUUUUAACUGCAGCUGGUUUAGUGAUACUAAUGGAGCUGUGAAGUACUUUACUGUGGUUGUGAGAGAGGCUGAUGGUAGUGAAGGACCAAAGCCUGAUGAGCAGCACCCAUUACCUUCUUACCUGGAGUACAAACACAACGACUCUAUACGCAUCUACCAGACAAAUUAUUUUGCCAGUAGAUGUGCUGAGAAUCCUGACAGCGACUAUAAAAGCUUUGACAUUAAGCUUGGAGGAGAAAUGGAAAAUCUGGGAGGAAAGUGUGAUCCAGAUCACCACAAAUUCUGUGAUGGACCUCUAAAGCCUCGAACUGCUUAUAGGAUCAGCAUACGGGCUUUUACCCAGCUUUUCAGUGAAGACCCGCAGGAACUCCCUAAACCGCUCUUUGCGGACACCUUCUUCUCUUUACCCAUCACUACAGAGGCAGAGCCUCUGUUUGGAGUUAUUGAAGGUGUGAGUGCUGGCUUGUUUCUGAUUGUGAUGUUGGUGGCUGUUACUGCUUUAUUUGUCUGCAGACAAAAAGUUGGCAGUGGCCAUGAGAGAUCUACAGCAAGGCUGAGCAUGCGCAGGGAGAGGCAACUGGCAGUCCAUCUGAACUUGGGGCAAAAAGGGAACCGGAAAACUUCCAGUCCGAUCAAAAUCAGUCACUUUGAAGCACACUUCACCAAACUUCAAGCAGACUCCAACUACCUUCUGUCCAAGGAGUAUGAGGACUUGAAAGAUGUGGGUCGAAACCAGACAUGUGACAUAGCACUUCUGCCAGAGAACAGAGGGAAAAAUCGAUACAAUAAUAUAUUGCCCUAUGAUACAUCAAGAGUGAAGCUAUCCAAUGUGGAUGAUGACCCUUGCUCAGACUACAUUAAUGCGAGCUACAUACCAGGCAAUAAUUUCCGCAGGGAAUAUGUAGCAACUCAGGGCCCUUUGCCUGGCACCAAAGAUGAGUUCUGGAAGAUGGCAUGGGAGCAAAAUGUUCACAAUAUUGUCAUGGUAACCCAGUGUGUUGAGAAGGGCCGGGUAAAGUGUGAUCACUACUGGCCCCUCGAUCAGGAUUCCUUGUACUAUGGAGACCUGAUUGUUGAGAUGUUGUCUGAAUCAGUGCUCCCAGAAUGGACAAUACGAGAGUUUAAAAUCUGCAGUGAAGAGCAGCUUGACUCAACAAGGCUCAUUCGUCACUUCCACUACACUGUAUGGCCAGAUCAUGGUGUGCCAGAGACCACCCAGUCCCUGAUUCAGUUUGUCAGAACUGUAAGAGAUUAUAUCAACAGGACCCCAGACACAGGACCAACUAUUGUACACUGCAGUGCUGGUGUUGGCAGGACUGGCACAUUCAUUGCCCUGGACCGAAUUCUGCAACAGCUAGAUUCAAAGGACACUGUUGACAUUUAUGCAGCAGUACAUGAUCUAAGGCUUCACCGUGUUCACAUGGUUCAGACAGAGUGUCAGUAUGUGUAUCUACAUCAAUGUGUGAGAGAUGUGUUAAGAGCCAGAAAACUUCGCAGCGAACAAGAAAAUCCCUUAUUUCCGAUAUAUGAAAAUGUGAAUCCAGAGUAUCACAGAGAUCCUGUUUAUUCAAGGCACUAAGAAUGUUAGAGAUACCUACUUUUGUGACCACACUUGAUGACUUGGGGGUUUGUUUGGGGUUUUUUAUGUUUGUAUUUCAUGCACCAGAAAGGUGCCAGACCUUUCUACUGAGACUGUGUAUAAUUUAUUGGUCUGGUGAUUUUUUAAAUAGAUAUAUAAAUUAACUAUAAUAGGUAUUAAUGUAUAUAAUUGUAAUUUGGCAUUAUGUAAAUAUGUAUUUUUUCUAUAUUGUUUAUAUUAAUAUUAUGCUUCAGAUAAUACUAUUUUUUCUUAUCACAGUUUUUAUAAACUGUUCUACAUAAACUAUUUUAAAUUCAGUGGCUAACCGGACUGCUGCAUCUGGGGUGGUAUUGGCAUGACACGGGAAAAAUCCUUUAAGGAGAACCUCAUUUUUUUAACUAGUUCAGUGUUUGUGAGAUGAAAUAAGCUACCAUUAAACAAGGGAACAGUAGUCCUGUAUAGGAAUUACAGUGCUACUCUACACUUCAAACUUACUGCUUUUCAUCUGACAAAAAUGGGUAUAACCCACAACACAAUGGCAUUUUUAAAUUAAAUAAAAUUUACCUUUUACAGGACUCAGUAACAACUGAGCAAAACAGGUUUCACCUCACCGGAAGCAACAGUCUCAGUCUAAUGUGAUAUAGUAGAAAAAUACUGAACAACAUACACUGCCAUGAAGUUUAGCAGACUUGUCUCCCACCACAUACUUUGAGGGGAGACAGGCCACAUUCUGGUUUCUUUACACUGGUUUAAGAGAGCAGAAUCAGACAACAAUCUGUCUGUGCAUUUUCAUGUGUGAAUAAUUCUAAUUAAGAGAGAUGUUCAAAAAAUACCUCAGACGUUUGUGUUAACAGACCUGUAAGGAUGUGAAGUCUGACAGCUUCCAUAGCUCAUUAGAAACAAUGCUGUACCGUGAGAAAUAAAAAAGUAGAUAGAUUGCAAACAUAUUGAAACAAAGAUAUAUAUCUCCAUCAAUUAGCACACCUGGCCUUA
Empidonax traillii (willow flycatcher) is the source of this 7394-nucleotide messenger RNA. RefSeq names its product protein tyrosine phosphatase, receptor type B (gene PTPRB). Gene Ontology annotation, molecular function: protein tyrosine phosphatase activity; cadherin binding. Gene Ontology annotation, biological process: protein dephosphorylation; angiogenesis. The record is from RefSeq and is a predicted model, not a curated record. The coding region runs from base 33 to 6401 and encodes 2122 amino acids. The transcript is spliced from 33 exons. NCBI's taxonomy places the organism in Eukaryota, Metazoa, Chordata, Aves, Passeriformes, Tyrannidae.